AGAUGCUUGCUCGCCCUUCCUUACCUCUCUUCCCCUUGACUCUCUCGAUCGACAGAUCUGCGACAGGAUCGGAAUUUUCUCCAUCGAAUCGGUUGGAGGCGACGAUAUCGAGAUUUUUCCUCAAGAAAUCGAUUUCCUCUUUGAUUUUCGACUGGAUUUUGAUAAGUAGCAGAUUUUCUGUUCGUUGAGAGGAAGAGCAGUAUGCGGUAUUCGAGUCUGAGUCUGUCUGUUGACGUGUUCCGAAAAGUCAUCUCCUUGAACUUGUAUUGUAGGGUAAUACUGUAGUUCUGUUCGAUCUUCAAUCCCACAAUAUCAAUUCAGUUCUUUUCCUGUCCUCAGUCUUCCAAUGGCGUAGAAGCUCUUCAUCGACUUCCCUUGCUAUUUCUGUAGGAUUAGCUGAAGAAAACAGAAGAAAAUCUCCCUUGCAUCUUUGAGAAAAUAGGAUUUCAGUUUCAAUAGUUUUAGGUUUCCCAUAGGCAUUAAGGCAUCUUUAUUCAACUGCUCUGUUCAGCACCAAUCUUCUGUUCGUUGAAAUAUACCCAAUUGCUGUCUUUUCAGUUCAUUUUCCAUAGUAGCUCAUUGUUUCCAGGUGCCAAUUAAGGGGCGUUGUUUAUUCAAGGUUGCGAACGAAGUAAUGGUGUGCCAAGCAGCAAGCCAGACGAGAUUUCGGGCUUUGAAACAUGAGAAUGGGAUUGCAGGGAGCUCGACCAUAAUAGUGAGAGUCAUAGCAUGCUUUCAACCUUUGCAGGAUUGCCAGGCUGAAUAUUUCCGCCAUCUGCUAAAGCCUGUUACGUAGAUUUCUUUCAUUUCCCCGCGUUUGCUAUUUGAAUUAAGCUGGUGAUUGUAAUUUUGGAGAAAGGCUAUUGUUAUUGCUGCAAGUAUUUGAUUGAAUAACAUCCAAGAUACCAUCUUCUGGUAAUUGCUUUUCACCAUUGUAUGGGGAAGGACUGCAGUUCUUGGCUCUGUUGGCAUCAUUUGCCAUGGCAAUCACCCAAUUUGAACGGCAUGAGCAUUCCAUCCGAUCCAGGGCAACAGAGUUCUGUUCAUCCAACGUUGUUCUCUUCCCACAAAAAUCCUUUUAUUUUUCUGGCUCCUCCAAGCAGAACUGUGCCUGGGUUUGCAGUUUCUGAAUUUCAUGAGCGGAAGGCAGCUGGAGGAAAUGAACCCCAAUUGUGGUAUCAUGGUUACCCAAAUCAUGCUUUUUCUCCGGCGACUACAAAAUCUAUUCUUGGAGAGAGGUUCUCUGCUCAUGAACUCUGCGAGCUUCCACCUAAUACUGGUGAGAAGAAAAAAGAAGUUUUCGAUCAGUCGCUGAAUAGAAUGAGUUUUGUUUUUAGUUCAAUUGGAUAUCCCUUACAAGACGCAUAUCAUGCGGACCCAAAAUUGCUUGAUGCCAAUGGUUUUCACGCAGAACUGCCUACGAGCAGAGAACCUUUCAUCCAUGAAUUUGUUAAAAUGGCAAACUGGUGUGAAUUGGGUGAAAAUAAUGGAACUGGAAUUCCAUGCGGGGAUGGAAGCGGGAUGCAUGAAGACACUGAAGAACUCGAUGCAUUACUAUGCUCGGAUGAUGACGAUGAAGAAGAAACUAGCACUGGUCAUUCCCCCUUCGAAAUGGCUGGAUAUGAAAGGAAAGGAAAAACCAAUGGCAAUGCAGAAGUUGCUAGUUCCGUCACACCCACCAAAAGGAGGAGACUCGAUGAAGAGAAUGAUCCAUCGCUCAUGGAUACCGCAAGUUCAGGAAAAGCAUGGGUGGGCAAGGACGAUGCUGAGUCAAGCUGUGUGAAGGGCACAGUCCCAUCAUCAGCCAACAAGCGACUGAGGAAGAUGAGAAUACAUGAGACAGUGGCCAUACUGCGUAGCAUAAUUCCAGGUGGAAAGGGUAAGGAUGCUGCAACCAUACUCGAUGAAGCAAUCCAGUACUUGAAGUCUCUUGGGCUAAAAGCCAAAGCCAUUGGUGUUGCUACUGUAAAGUAGAGAGCAUUGCUAGUGUUAGAGGUGGUAUGUAGGGUAGCAUUAGCAGCAGUACUUUUGUGUAGAUAUUAAAAAAGCAGGAUAACCCAAUGGCUACGUGUUAAUGAUUAAAGUGGAGAUAAGCUGUGCGAAUUUUCAAGGUCGAUGUUGGUGGCGGAAAUGAUAGCAAGAAACCGUAAUAAAGGGAAAGAUGGAAGGAAAAUGGUAGGCUUGAUUCGCGGACUGGAACUAUUAUGGAUAAUGCGCGUGGGGUUGAAUGAUGGAGACAGAGGUUUGGUCUUUGGCUGCCCAUGAAGGAAUGCAUGCGGGGGUUUCGUCAUCUGAUUGCGACACCAUCCGCCUUUUUCUUCCUUUCUAUGAGUGUUCUCUCUGUUUUAUCCUGGCUUUGUGGAUGGGUUGAAUGAAAGGUGUUUGGACAUUGUGGGGACAGGAGAGGAGACGACGUUGGAUCGUUUUUGCUUAUGAUUGAAGAACAGAUGAGGUCCCACAGGGCUCUUCAUGGUGUACGGGUGGUUCCAAAAAUCAGAUGAGUUUGCCAGGGACAGUGGACGUGCUAAGUCAAACUCGCUGGUAAUGCUGCUCUCUGCUGUUAUUUGGAUGUCAAUUCAGAUAUCCGAAGAUGCUUGGGUUCAUUGUAUCAAUACAAGUAUUGAUGUCCUAUACAGUUGGUAGAAUGUUAUGUACUGCAUUGGUAUGUUUUACCUUGUUCAAAUUGCAUUUUGUGAAUAUAUUUUGUUGUGUUGGA
Messenger RNA from Magnolia sinica, 2716 nucleotides. RefSeq names its product transcription factor bHLH143-like. Gene Ontology annotation, molecular function: protein dimerization activity. Lineage: Eukaryota; Viridiplantae; Streptophyta; Magnoliopsida; Magnoliales; Magnoliaceae. The record is from RefSeq and is a predicted model, not a curated record. The transcript has 4 exons. The coding region runs from base 937 to 1974 and encodes 345 amino acids.